AUCGGAUGGUGUAGUCAUGGACACAGCAGAGCUGCCGCGCUGAGGUGUGGACAUACACUGGAUUUAUUAACUAAACCUAUUUAUUUAUUUGUUUGUUUAUCCCUUUGAACCUUGAAUGCGAACACUGAGCACUAUGCACUCUCGAGCCAAGUCGCGCAGCUGUGAGAAUUACCUGUGUAUAAAGGACUCCGAGUCUUUGGAUAACUGCAUUCAGAGCAUCCUCUCCGCUCUUUACCCUCCGUUCAGCUCGACCGCGGCAACAGUGCUGUGGCAGCUCUUCGGUGUGGUGGAGAGACAGUACCGUGGUGACGGCCUGCGCUGUUUCCUCGACUUCCUGUUGCCUGCCAAGAGAAUCCUGUACAUAAUCAAACACGAGGCCUGUCUUCGAUUCAAAGGACUUUUGCUCUACCACGAAGGAUGGCCGCUUUGUUUACAUGAGAAAGUAGUUCUGCAGCUAGCACCCCUGCAUAAAGUACGCCUGAGGCAGGGAGAUUUCUAUCUGCAGGUGGUUCCUCUAGGCCACAAGACAGCCAAACUGGUCAUAAAAUGCCUUUUGGGGAGUGGGCAAGCCAUCGCAGAGAUCCCAGUCUCCGAGAGCAUGUACGGCAACGUCUUCACGCCUGACUUCCUGCAGAAUGUAACGCGCGGGCGCAACCUGCACCCUCUCCAGAACUGCCUCCUCAGCACUGGUGCUGUGGUCUACCGCACACCCUGGAAGAACGUGGUCAACCCUUUGUUUGUGACCAGCACUGCUGACGCCAUCAUGCAGGCGCGGAGCGGCGGAGGAGCCCUGCGAGGUCAACUGAGCACCUGUAGCACCCGCGGCUCUACGGGAACGCUGGACAGUCAUCGCAGCUCCCGAGAGUCCUUGCACUCACAGGGGGCAGAGUCCACCAUGUCGGAACCCGUCCUAAGUCAUAGCCUUACGGAUAUGAGCAUCAGCUCCCUCCACUCGGAAAACUCAACCUUGCACCAGAUGGAUGAACAAAGUCCCACAUCCAAAACCCACUCCCUACCCCAGACACCCACCUUGAGCAGCCCAGAUCAGGGUUGUGGUAGAAGCGGAGGUGGAAUUAGUCACAAAAUCCUUUCGUUUAGCACGGACCUCAGUAAUCCCGGCCUUCGUAAACGCCAUCCCAGAGAUUCUGCGGCUUUUGAGUCGCGCCGGCUUUUCCGCAAGUCGUAUAUGGAGGCGCUGCAGAACCCGAUGAAUCUUGGAUCCAGCUCGGAAUCAAUUCUGGAAGAGGGGACAGAGUCGGAGCCAAGAUUGUCACGAGGUUCGGAUAGCCACUCUGUUCUGAAAGAGCAGGUUCCUCAGAGGAUCUGUGCCCGUGGAUGGCUGGGAGGUGAAGAAUCUCACACCAGUUCUCCCAUCCCACAAACGCCGUGUGUUAAGAGCGCUGAGCUCCGUCCAGGGGAGAGACGCUCCAAAUCUCUUGAACAUUCUAACAAAGACUCGCAGGUUAAAGGUCACCGAACGCGGUCCUCUUCUGGUGGAUCCAGUAGUGGACUUCCGAAGAAACUUAUGAACAGCUAUGCAUUCCGUUUUGGCAAACUGGACUUGGAGGCGGCCUUUCCUGGCUUGGAGAAACGGAGCAACAAAGAGAACUCAGGUCUCUCUGAAGAGGGUGUACGGUCCAGCUCGAGGAGAUGCAGUAACAGUGGUGAUGAACUUCUGCCUCCCAAACCCUCCAAUAGACCAUCAGUCUGUCCUGCCCCGUCCACAGCACUCUCUACUGUCUGUACCCCGUCACUGCCCUCACUGAUGACACAGGUCAACCAGGAACUCCUGACCUCUAGUGCGAUCACGCUACCUGGUAACCAAGACCGCAGUGGGAGAGCAGUGCUGCAGGUGUGCACUAGAAAUCAGGUGUGGACGGACACAUGUUGCACUGUGAAUGAGAUCACUGGGCUGCUGUGCUACUACUGCAACAGACUGCGGAAGGAGGAACGUGAUCUGGGUUUGACAGUUGUCGUUGACAGUCGCAGGCAGCCUAUCGCUUUGAACCUUUUAUAUGCGCUGUCUCAGUUUCAGUCUUCUGAACCAAAUGCACUUUACUCUGUUUUGUUACUCGUGGACAAAGAUUCUGCAGUUAAACUAGAGAGAGACUUCACAGUUCCAUGUGAAGUCGUGACGUCUUUGAGAGCUCUGCAGAAACACAUUGAUUCAUCUCAACUCACCAGAGACUUAGAAGGCACCUUCCCAUAUGACCACAACCACUACAUUCACUUUAGACAGAAAAUCGAACCAUUUGCAACUAGCUGCAGCGCGGCAAUAUCUUCCCUUCAACACUCCAUUGACACACUGAACCGCAUCGGCAGUCUGGAGACCUCGGAGGAGGUGUCAGAGGUCAUAGGUCAGCAGAGGAACCUCAUGAAGAACAUUCUGGAAGACACGGAACUGAACUGCUUGCGGCUGGAGGGCGGCACGUUUCUGGCACGCAUAAGGAAAGACGAGAUGUGUGAGAAUAAGAAUUACAGGGAUGCAGUGGAUCUGGUCAGUGCGCUGUAUAACCAGGUGGAUGAAGAGGUCCAUAAACUGGUCAUUCUGUCUAAUAAAUCACUACAGCAGCUGGAGACUCUUCUGGAGCUGCGCUCAACCCAGGAGCAACAUGAGGAGGUUAAGAGGUGGUUUUGUGUGGAGAGUGAAAAACAUUUGGCUCCGCUGGACUCCUACGGUCUCACUUUGAGCUCCAUUCAGGACAUGAGACAGAAUCUGGUCCAGUUUAUGGAGGAGUCCACAGAGCAGCAGAAGAAAGCUGCAGUGUUAAUGCGAGACUCUAAAGCCACGUCCAGUUCGUCUCUUCUAGAGUUCAAACAGAACAUUAACUCUGUCCUUCAGCGCAGCGACAGACGCAAGAAUGAACUGGACAUCCUGCUGAACCUCUACGAGUUCUACGAAUCGGCAAACCAGUGGAUAGUCCAUUGCCAGGAUUAUUUCAGCCAGUUGAGGGUGGACGAUAAUGUGGUCAGUUGCACGCCUGCGGCGCUUCACAUUCUGCAGGACUUCCACAGUGAGGCCUCAAAGUUCUCUUUGGAAAACUUCAGCUCGCUCAACCAGAUGGUUUUAAACCUCAGCAGUCCACGAGAGCUGCAGCAGUGGACAACCGUUUGGCAAAAAUUCCAACAAACCAAACAGCAACUGGAGGAGAUACUGGCCAAAGCUACAGCUGCACCACUGACCCCCACAGAGUCCACUUCCAGCCCCCCAGAGAAGUUCGAUAAACCUGCAGUGACCCAAAACGGAGGAGACCCCCUUCCUGCACUGAACUCUCACAGCACGCUGUCUUUCGAAUAUGAUGACGCAAAGCCCGACUCGGCAGGCCCCUUCUCCAAAACCCAACUCCCUUUCCCGUUUCCCCCAGAGAGUGGAAAACUCUCGCCAUCCCUGUUUGACGACACCGACAGCGACUGCACCAUCGAUUCGUCCAUCUCGUGCCACUCGGAGCCACUGCAUUCCCCAGCUACACACCAUCGCAAGCAGCCACUCAAAAAGAUCAUGAAGAAGACGAUGAGCUACGAGCCGAUGGCACGAGACAAGGCUCACGUGGAUGCCGGUCAUCACGGGUACACGGGCGUCUACAUCAAAGGACUGGAGGUCACCAACAACAUGUGUGUGGAGAAGAAACUGCAGUGGGCAGACGUGAAGGGUCCAGCGCUGGGGCGCAGUCGCAGUAUGUCCUCUCCGUCCAGAGUCCACUGCAGACACAGUGACGGAGACAUAAAGAGACUCAGCAGUAAAAUCCAGCACAUUAUGGAUGAGAUGAUCUCCACAGAGCGAGAGUACACGCGCUCUCUCAGCUACAUCAUCGAGCAUUAUUUCCCUGAGAUGGAGCGCUUGGAUCUGCCACAGGACCUGAGAGGGAAACGCAGUAUUAUCUUUGGGAAUCUGGAGAAGCUGUGUGACUUUCACAGUCAGUUCUUCCUGAAAGAUCUGGAGAGCUGCGCACACUCGCCUCUGUCCAUCAGCAGCUGCUUCUUGAGACAUGAGGAACAGUUUGGAAUGUACGCGCUGUAUAGUAAAAACAAGCCACGCUCGGAUGCUUUGCUAACAAGCCACGGAAACAGUUUCUUCAAGAAUAAGCAGCUGGAGUUGGGUGAUAAGAUGGACCUGGCGUCGUACCUGCUGAAGCCCAUCCAGAGGAUGAGUAAAUACGCUCUCCUGCUCAAAGAUCUGAUCAAAGAGUGCAGUCACUCUCAUGAGCAGGAGCUCGCUGACCUCAGAACAGCUGAAGAGAUGGUCAAAUUCCAGCUACGCCACGGCAACGACCUCCUCGCCAUGGACGCCAUUCACGGAUGUGAUGUCAACCUAAAGGAACAGGGUCAACUUCGUUGUCAAGAUGAGUUCAUUGUUUGGUGCGGACGUAAAAAAUACCUCCGUCAUGUCUUCUUAUUUGAAGAUCUCAUCCUCUUCAGCAAGACCAAAAAAAUAGAAGGAGGUUAUGACAUCUACAUCUACAAACAGUCCUUCAAGACGGCAGAGAUUGGAAUGACGGAGAAUGUUGGUGACAGCGGCCUGCGCUUCGAGAUCUGGUUUCGACGGCGGAAGUCGCAGGAUACUUUCAUCCUGCAGGCGAGUUCUGGCGAGGUGAAGGCCGCGUGGACGGCCGUCAUCGGCAAAAUCCUGUGGAGACAAGCGUUACGCAACAGAGAGUUGCGCAUGCAGGAGAUGGUUUCCAUGGGGAUUGGAAACAAGCCGUUAAUGGACAUUAAAACCAGUGAUGCUGCCAUCAGUGAUCGAGCCGUCGACUACAUUAUGAAAGGGUCAGAAUCGAGGAUGCGGGCGUCUAUAGCGGUCUCUUCGUUCGAUCACUCCACGCCGUUUAAGAGACCGCACUCCACCAUCUCCAACAGCAGCUCUUCAUCGUCCAGCAGCCAAUCAUCUUCCUCUCUUCUGGGGUCACUGAACUUGCACCUGACUCACUCGCUGCCCAGCUGCCCGUCUCUGGGUCACUGGCCGUACGACUGCAUCGAAGAAGACGAGCUCGAGCACGAUUCGACCGUUAAGUCAUCCAUGAUCACAGACAACGUUGAAACGUUGUCGCCGUGCACGUCCAGUGAGAGUGGAAGCGGUCUGAGCUCCAUCACUGUCCAGCAUCAUUCUGCUAUAGUAAUGAAGAGCUUCACCAGCGAUGCACACUCGUAUCUCUCCUCUCCUACACCCUCACCGUCUCCACCCAAAGUCACUUCCUCCAUCCUCUAUCACACAGAGCAGGAGCUGCAACCUCAAACCAACAAGUUCAUCACAGCGCUAUGAACACACUGAGAUGAUGAGAUGCCAGAAAAGCAGCUGUUGGACUGUGAAUUUGGAUGCAGAAGAACAUGAAUCGUGUUUGGACGGGUCGUGUUCUUGAGCACUAAUACAGAGUCAUUUCACAGAUGGAUGUUUGUCCAGUAAAAUAAAAAGAAUGUCGCUAUUUCACAUGUAUGUUGUGAAUAUGAAUUCUGAUUGCUAAGCAGUACUAAAAUUCCUCAACAGUGCUGGUAUGUAAUGGACUGGGCAACGACAUCACGGAUAUCAAAGUUUUUUACAUUUUUAUGUUCCAGAAAUAUAUUUGCAACUUCACAACAAAGACAUUGGAUGAACUGCAAGAAAGAGUCAUGAAAUCACUACUCAACAAUUUGUUUUUCACAGUAUUGUUGAUUUGUACAAAUUGUCUUUAAAUAGUUAAAUAAUGUGAAUACUGGCACUACUAAUAAAAUCCAUUAAGGAUUAAGUUUUUAUUAAGGAUUGAGUUCAUCUUUUUACUUUGAAAAUAAAUAAAUACAACUAAAAAUGAAACUGCAUUGAAUUGUCAUUAUCAAGAUGGUUCCCCUUUAUAUAAGAUGUCAAUCUUAAUAAUUGUAAUUUAUAGGUAACAAAGAAAUGUGUACUUUUGAAAGCUUUAUUUUACAGUAAUUCAGUGCAAUGCAUCAAAGUAAAAAAUUACAGAAAUAUACUAUAUGUCUUAACAGUUAAUGUAAAUGCUCAGCACAAUACAACAAAUAUAGUUGUAGGCAACAGUUAUUGAGGUUCAAGCACCACAAUCCAUUUAGCACAUAAAAGUUUACUUAUUGUAUUUAUUGUAUUGUACUGCUAACUAUCCACGCUACCAUAGUUACAUACAUUUUCAUGUUUGUCACUGUUAUAGCGCCACUUUUCUUCCAAAUGGCAUCAAACUUGGCAAACUUCCUCAAGUUCAUGUUUUACAUGCGUACACCAACUUUUGUGAAAAUCGCCCAUUUUGUUCAAGAUUUAUUUAAUUUUAUGUAAAAAAUAUGCCACGCUCAGAACAGUUCAUUGGCCUGAGGUGGCCAUAUUGAAAAUAAACGUCAACAUGUUUUUGAUAAUUGUUGACAAUGAGACUCAA
This is a messenger RNA of Myxocyprinus asiaticus (Chinese sucker), 6350 nucleotides long. RefSeq lists its product as uncharacterized. NCBI's taxonomy places the organism in Eukaryota, Metazoa, Chordata, Actinopteri, Cypriniformes, Catostomidae. The coding region runs from base 116 to 5257 and encodes 1713 amino acids. The record is from RefSeq and is a predicted model, not a curated record. The transcript has 23 exons. Gene Ontology annotation, molecular function: guanyl-nucleotide exchange factor activity.